Hippocampus comes (tiger tail seahorse) is the source of this 3373-nucleotide messenger RNA. RefSeq names its product centrosome and spindle pole-associated protein 1. The transcript has 28 exons. NCBI's taxonomy places the organism in Eukaryota, Metazoa, Chordata, Actinopteri, Syngnathiformes, Syngnathidae. Gene Ontology annotation, cellular component: centrosome; spindle pole; microtubule. Bases 91 to 3303 code for a protein of 1070 amino acids. The record is from RefSeq and is a predicted model, not a curated record. Gene Ontology annotation, biological process: positive regulation of cytokinesis.
GCAACGCACAACAGGAGAACGAGUGGCGCUGGGACUACAGGAACUUUUAACACGCGCAUUCCCCAAUAAUUUACGGCUCAAUCGAUUGAGAUGGAAGAUGAGCUUGAGCUCUUCAUCAGGGAGCGGAAGGCAAGGGUGGCCCAAGAUAGAGCUAGUUUGGAGCAAGAUCCUCCUUACAUGGAAAUCCAGGCAAAACCUCAUAGAAGCCAUGGGUCCCUGCUCAAGGAGAACAUUCCACCCAAGUUAACUGCACAGGAGAAUGAAGAAAGCAGCAAUGUGGGUCUUCCCCUCGGUGUGGAGUAUGAAAAGAAGAAAAAAAGGCUUCAGCAUGAGCUCCGUAUGGACUACAGACGCUACAUUGCACAGCAAAAUGGUGUCCUCAGACAGCGCCCCCUUUCACGGAGGGACGUCGGCACUCUGACAGAAGCCCAUAAGGAGUCUCACAGAGCUCUUUCCCCUCCUGAGAGUCCCUUAUACCAGGUCAGACGAGAGAUGCUUGUGGACCAGGAGCCAGAGGGGGAACAUUACACAGAGGAGAAGCUAUCGGAGGUCACAAGUAGCAGGCGACUGGCGUUGGACUGCAGUUCCAAGAAGACACAUUUCAAAAACGAUGAUGGGAGGGAGGAGAGUGAGAGUCCUUCAGGUUUUGCCGGCCAAGGUAGACGAUCAAGAGCACUGAACAAAUCUGAUGAAGCUGAAUUUUCUACUGGCCUUUUAAUUGGAGAAAUUGAUACAGAUGAAAUUCUACAAAGGAGGAAAGAGCGCUACAGAGUGGAGCUGCAGGAACAAAUAGCUGAGCAACACAGAAACAAAAAAAGGGAGAAAGAUUUGGAGCUGAAAGUUGCAGCAACAGGAGCAAACGAUCCAGAGAAACAGCCCAACCGAAUCAGGCAGUUCGGACUGAGCAAGAGAAAAGAGUCUCGGCUGUUGGGGCACUCCAUGUUGGGACAGAGCGAAUCAUCAUCCAGCUUACCUAAUCAUGACAAGACCGGUGUUGGAGACAGGCUGAUGCCUGCACAGAAUCAGCCCCAUGUAGCCUUUCAGUCUCCAUUGUUGGAGUGCAAUGGAGGUGGGCUGUCUCCAGAAAGACAGCCUUUUAGCCUCUCCUUUCCCAGAGUGAUGGACACUUCCAGAAUUCCUUUGCUCUCUCCUCAUCCUGCUCACAUAGUCAGUCCCUAUCGAGAGCCCCAUUACAAUUACAGCAACAGAAACUUCCUUGACCCAAACCUUGCCUACUAUGGUCAUUUGUCUUACCCUGCUGCGGGACUUCCCCUGUCUUACUAUAACAUGCCACCGGGAGGAGCUGUGUGCAGUCAACUGAGUGACACAAGCCCCCAAAGUGGAAGCAGUUUACCUGAGCCCACUCCACAGCCCACUACUGAGACGGUUUCAACAGCCCCCUAUACUGGGCUAGUCCCCCCAGAGAGACCCAAAUCAAACAGGGAAAGGACAUUGAACUAUGGAGAAGCCCUGAAAAAACAGAUUUUGGAGCAGCAGGAGCGGAAACGAGUAGAGAGGGAGGAGCGGGAGCGUUACGAGGCCAAGCUGGAGGCCGACAUGAAGAGGCAUCAGCCUUGGGGUCGAGGCGGCGGUGGAGCCCCACUCAAAGACAGUACAGGAAAUCUCAUCGCUGACCUCAAGCAGAUGCACAAGUUGAAUGAAGAGGCCCACAGUAACCCAGAGUGGCAGCAACGAGCCCCAGCUGUGAUAGCCCCCUGCCCAGUUGAGCACUCCAACUCCAAAGAUAGGAUCUCUGGUCAUCGGACACACAUGUCGAUUGAAGAGGCAAGCAGUAACCCAGAGCAGCAACAGAGAGCCCCAGUUGUGGUUGCAGCCUGUCCAGCUGAGGAUCCCAACGACAGGAUCUCUGGUUUCACUCAUAUUCAGACGCCCCAAUUUUCCAGGGGCAGUGUGUUGACCAACCAGCCAAGACCACAGCAACUCGAUGAGCAAGACAAGUACAAAGCUUACCUGAAAAAGCAGAUUGAGGAGAAACUUCAUAAACAGGCAGAGGAGAGGGAACGGAACAGACUGGAGGAUGAAAAGCUUGAGAGGAAGGUGGCAGAGCAGAUGGCUCGUAUCAAGAGGGAAUAUGAAGAAGAACAAGAGAAGAAGAAACGGAAGGAGAUAGAGCAAAAGGCCAAGGAACAAGAACAGCUUAAGCUGGUAGAACAGAGGAAGAUGGAAGCAGAAAGAAAGAAGACUGAAGAGAGGGAGAAAGCAGCGCAGAAGCAACGUGAGCAAGCGAAGCAUGCUCAGGUUCACCGGGAGUCGUCGGCUCCAGUUCCAACUCUGCAGAAGAGUCCCAGGUCAUCAAUUGUUGAGAGCCGUUACUCCACUGCUGCCCUGUCUGAGCAAUCUAUGUCUGGUCACAGAUCUCCCCCUGUUCCAGCUUGUAGAAAUCAACUACGAGCUGCAGGCAGUAAACUUGACGUGUACAGUGAACUGUCAGCGUUGCGUCGGCAGCUUCGUGCAGAGCAAAAGCGACUUGAGAGUCAUCUGCAGCAGGGCUUUUGUGAUGAAAUGGACCCCGUAAUGACUGGAAGACAAUCACGUCCACGAGUGGAUGUUUUUAAUAUGGCGAUGCUGCGGCUCCAGGCUCCGGUUCGAAAGCCCCCCUCCAGAAACAUGGAACCAAGUAAUCUGCUCCAAAUUCAUGACUCGCUUCAGCUCGAUUACACAGGUCGUGAAUCCAGGUUGAGCUCCGUGGAGGUUGAGAGGAUGGAGAGAGUGGGCGCGGCCAGCAGGAGGAGGCGUGUCUACAAUGAACCGCAUCAGAAGCUCAGUAGCCAGAGGCCCUCAUACACGCAUGGCGAUUUUGAUGUAUGCCCUACUCAUCAAAACGAUCUGGAAAGUGUGAUGGGGCGACAUGCAAGAGGAUCUCUCCUCGAGUCGGAUAGCGCUUUUCUUGCCCCUUUGGGAGAUGCUUUUUCUGUGCCAAGCUCCCCAGAGGCUGAGACGACGCUGCUCUCAGCCCGGGAAAGGAGGAGGCUGACCAAACAAUCCCAGCAUUCUCUGGAACUAGACAACCCCACCCAUUCAGGUAGCAGGAAGCAAAGAGAAGCAGAGUCGAGCGGCGAGGAAAAAAGCCAGGAAAAGAUGUCCCCCGCUUGUGGGGGCAACAGAGCCGGAACAGUGGACCUAUCUGAUGAUGACUUGUUGCCUCCCCAAAUUUCUCAGCUCACUCACAACCGUCAAAGUUCAAUAGAAUCCUUCUCGACUGAUCCCUGGAUGCGACCGGGUACUUCAGAAACUCUCAAAUGUUUAGAGGAAUCCAUGAAAAGGGACCGUUUGACAACAUAGGAGCCUAUCCAGUCUGUACCUGACUUACCACAUGAUAUUUCUGUUUAAUAAAUGACAAAAGAAUGGGUCA